GGCCAUCUGUCUCCCCGCCAGCCGCCGCCCCGCCGCCGCCCGCGCCCCGCGCUCCGCCUCCCGCCCCGGCGGCUCCCGCAGCCCCGCCGCCGCCCGCGUCCGCGCCCGGGAGCCGCGCCACAAAGGGCCCGCGCGCAGCCGCCGCCGCCGCGCGAGGAGCCAGGAUGGUCCUGGUCCACGUCGGCUAUCUCGUGCUUCCAGUGUUUGGCUCUGUGCGAAACAGAGGUGCCCCCUUUCAAAGGUCUCAGCAUCCGCACGCUACCUCCUGCCGCCACUUCCACCUGGGCCCCCUGCAGCCGCAGCAGCUCGCGCCCGACUUCCCCCUGGCCCACCCCGUGCAGUCACAGCCGGGCCUCAGCGCCCACAUGGCCCCGGCCCACCAGCACAGCGGCGCCCUGCACCAGUCCCUGACCCCGCUGCCCACCCUGCCGUUCCAGGAUGUCACAGGUCCCUCCUUCCUACCUCAGGCCCUGCACCAGCAAUACCUCCUGCAGCAGCAGCUCCUGGAAGCCCAGCACCGCAGGCUCGUCUCGCACCCCAGGCGGAGUCAGGAGCGUGUGUCUGUCCACCCCCACCGACUCUACCCCAGCUUCGACUUCGGCCACCAACUCCAGACACCUCAGCCCAGGUAUCUGGCUGAGGGCACUGACUGGGAUCUCAGUGUGGACGCCAGCUUGAGCCCUGCUCAGUUCCAGGUGCGGCCCAUCCUUCAGCACUAUCAGCAUUACCUAGCGACGCCUCGAAUGCACCACUUUCCCAGAAACUCCUCCUCCACGCAGAUGGUUGUCCAUGAAAUCCGAAACUACCCUUACCCUCAGCUUCACUUCCUUGCUCUCCAGGGACUGAACCCCAGCAGACACAUCUCUGCUGUGAGGGAGAGCUAUGAGGAGCUGCUGCAGCUUGAGGACAGGUUGGGAAAUGUGACUCGAGGAGCUGUACAGAACACCAUUGAGAGGUUCACCUUCCCCCACAAGUACAAGAAGAGAAGACCCCAGAAUGGCAAAGGCAAGAAGGAAGAGGGGGAGGAGUCAGACACUGAUGAGAAAUGCACAAUUUGUCUGUCUAUGCUGGAGGAUGGAGAAGAUGUGAGACGCCUACCCUGUAUGCAUCUUUUUCACCAACUCUGUGUGGACCAGUGGCUCGCCAUGAGCAAGAAAUGCCCCAUCUGCCGGGUGGACAUUGAGACACAACUGGGAGCUGACAGCUGA
Eptesicus fuscus (big brown bat) is the source of this 1208-nucleotide messenger RNA. It is a transcript of the gene ARK2C, whose product is annotated as arkadia (RNF111) C-terminal like ring finger ubiquitin ligase 2C. Gene Ontology annotation, molecular function: zinc ion binding; ubiquitin protein ligase activity. Lineage: Eukaryota; Metazoa; Chordata; Mammalia; Chiroptera; Vespertilionidae. Gene Ontology annotation, biological process: positive regulation of BMP signaling pathway; motor neuron axon guidance. Bases 165 to 1208 code for a protein of 347 amino acids. The record is from RefSeq and is a predicted model, not a curated record. The transcript is spliced from 8 exons.